This is a messenger RNA of Pelagomonas calceolata, 2347 nucleotides long. NCBI's taxonomy places the organism in Eukaryota, Pelagophyceae, Pelagomonadales, Pelagomonadaceae. The record is from the annotation of a GenBank genome assembly.
GCCGGGUCGUCGCGUGACGCUGCCGUCCUAGGGGCAACAAUUGGCUGCAACACAGUGAUUACGGCACGGCUCCACGUUGCCUAACACCCGUCGCCAAGCCCUAUAGCGCAGGACGAGCAGUUUCAAAAAGAGAGCUGCUCUCCUUGCUGCAAGAGAGGCCAGGGGUGACGCGCCGGCGCCACGAUGCUCCUCCGCCGCGCCCUGCAGCGCCGGCCCAUCACGACCUCACUCAAAAGGGCCCAGCCCGGCAAGCCCGGCACGCUCAUACUUUUACGACAUGGCGAGAGCACCUGGAACGCGGGCAAGCUUUUUACUGGUUGGGUAGAUGUGGACCUGUCGGCGCGCGGCCGGCGGGAGAUGGAGCACGCCGCGCAACUCAUGUUGGAGCGGGGCUACAAGGUGGAUGCGGUCUAUACUUCUGUCCUUAAAAGAGCUGUGACGUCGACGAUGGUCCUACUGGCUGAAUUGAGACAAACGUAUAGACCGGUAGUAAAGGACUGGCGACUCAAUGAAAGGCACUACGGCGCCCUGCAAGGCCUGUCGAAGGCUCGCUUGGCCAAAGAGCUCGGGGGCGAUAAAGCCACGAGGAUACGCGCGUCCUUCGACGACCGCCCUCCAGAAAUGCCCGCGGACCACACUCUGUCGCCGUUGCGAGAACGGAAGUAUGAUGGUGUGGAGCGUGCGAGAAUACCGCUCGCUGAAAGUUUGCGAGAUUGUCUCGAGAGGGUAAGACCGCUCUGGCACGAAAAUAUCCGCAAGGACUUGCUGGCGGGCCACGACGUGCUCGUGGUGGCGCACGGUAAUAGUCUGAGAGGCCUCGUGAAGGAGAUCGACGGCAUCGACGAUAGCGCGAUCGAGAAGGUCGCGGUGCCGAACGGGAUCCCCCUCGUCUACCGCUUCGAGCAGGUCAACAACGAGCUGAAGGUCGUGAAAGGAGAGUCUGACGUAAUUUCCGGCGAGUUCCUCGAAGAACGAGGGUUGCUGCGGACCGCUCUAGCUAGAGAGGAGAAACGGAGAACGGGUGAUGACGAGGACGCGCCUGUGUCCGGCGAGGCCGAGCUCACACCUCUUGAGAGAUCGUUAGCUACCCUCGAAAGUCGGAGGCGGGUCUUCGCGGACCUAGCCGGUUCGGAAGAGACGCCGGAACCGUCCCCAGGCAAGGCCGACGCGGUGUUAGCUACGCGACGGAAACGACGACACAGAAGGCAUCUCAGGAAGGCCCUCCCGGGCGAGCCCGACCCGCCUCCAUUGCUAGUCAUCAUCAGGCACGGCAAGACAACCCAUAAUAAGUUAGGGCUCUUUACGGGAUGGGAGGACGCGCCCUUAGCUCCCGAGGGUAGGCGAGAAGCUUCCGAAGCGGGCGCGUUGAUGGCGGCGCACGGCAUCAAGCUAGAUGUCGUAUAUACCUCAUGGUUGAGUAGGGCCAUAGAAACGGCGUGGCUCGCGCUCGCACCGCUCGACAUGGUCUGGCUCCCGAUCGUGAAGACCUGGCGCUUGAACGAGCGCAUGUACGGCGCUUUGACCGGUCUCAGUAAGAAGAUGAUCCAGCAGGAGUACGGCGACGCGCAGUUCCGGAAGUGGCGGCGCGGCUACGCCGAACGGCCGCCUGCGGUGAGUCCGUUCUCACCGCACUACCCCGGGAACGACGAGCGGUACACAACGUAUGCCCACGACCUGCCCGUGUCUUUCCUACAGUCGGCGAUUCGCAGCAUAGCCCACGGUCGCAUCGAGGAGCACCCGGCCUUGCCAAGGGCCGAGUCGUUAAAGGACUGCAUGGAGCGCGUCACACCGUACUAUAUAGAUACGAUCCAGAAGGCGCUUGAUGAACGUAAGAAUGUAUUGGUGGCGUCGUCCGAAAACGCGAUUCGCGGGUUACUCAUGCACCUGUGCGAAAUUCCCGAAGAUCGCGUGCCGGAGAUUGAGAUUCCUACCGGUAUUCCCAUGCUCUUCGACUUCGAGCGGCGGUGCGUUCGUUUAUUGGACGACGGUCAAAGUCCGGCGCCGCGGGAGCGGUAUAAUUUUGGCACGGGCGGCGAUUUAUUGUUCACGCCGAGCGAUAGUGAUGCGACCUUCGACCCGCACGUGCGGCUCGACGACGAGUUCAUAGUGGAUGAGGUGGACGCGGAAUGCGACAAGGAAAUCGCGGCGGACCUCGAGGCGGUCCAGCGCGUCGAGCAGUUUUACGGGGUCCGCGGGCACCUCGCGGCGCGGCCGUCGUCGCCGACGGACUGCUAGCAUAUGCAAGUUUAAGUACUUAGUUUACUAGACAGUUUACACAUUUGAUCGACGUCGCGUCGAUGGCGUCGAGGCGGACGCGUCGAAGCCCCCACGCCAUCGAGCGGACGCG